CUAUAAAUUAUUUCAAGAUACAAUUAAUAUAUUCCCGGAUAUUUUUCCCGUAUCAUCUUAAUAUGGAAAUUAAGUGCAGAGAUCUAAUCUGGAGAAAAAUAAUUACCCUAUUUCCCUAGUCAUUAAUUUGGAACAAAUCUUUGUACCCAACUCGGAUAUCUUUUUUUAAGAUUUAUAAAAAAAUUCAUCACCUUUUAAAUUUUUUUUCUGACAACAACGAACACUAUAAGUACACAAACCCAUCCCUUCUUCAUUCCUCACCAAAAACUAUAACACAAACACUUACAAUAACCGUGUUCUCUUCAGUGUCUCUGUUUUUUUCUUUCUUUCUCGAAAAAAACCAAUUUGCAACACGAUGGGUCUCAAAGGGUUUUUCGAAGGUGGUGUUGCAUCCAUUGUUGCCGGCUGCACCACACACCCACUUGAUCUCAUCAAAGUUCGCAUGCAGCUUCAGGGAGAAAAACUCUCUCUACAACCCAACCCCCCAAUGCAAAAUCUACGCACAGCUCUUGCUUUUCACUCAAACUCGUCAAUUGUUGUUCCUCGUACCUCGUCCGUUGUUCCUGGACCCAUCUCUGUCGGCGUCCGCAUCGUCCAGUCCGAGGGUGUCUCCGCUCUGUUCUCCGGCGUGUCCGCCACCGUGCUCCGCCAAACGCUCUAUUCAACCACCCGCAUGGGUCUCUACGACGUGCUCAAGCAAAAGUGGACGGACCCCGAACGCGGCACCAUGCCUCUCGCGCGUAAGAUAGCGGCGGGUCUUGUCGCCGGCGGGAUCGGUGCCGCCGUCGGGAACCCCGCCGACGUGGCGAUGGUCCGCAUGCAAGCCGACGGUCGGCUUCCGGCGAGUGAGCGGCGGAACUACAAGAGCGUGUUCGACGCAAUACGGCGCAUGGCGAAUCAUGAGGGAAUUGGUAGCCUGUGGCGCGGUUCAGCGCUUACGGUGAACCGCGCUAUGAUCGUUACGGCUUCACAGUUGGCUUCGUAUGAUCAGUUCAAGGAGACAAUUCUUGAGAAAGGGUGGAUGAAAGAUGGGCUUGGGACCCACAUCGCGGCGAGCUUCUCGGCGGGGUUUGUGGCGGCGGUGGCGUCAAACCCCGUGGAUGUGAUUAAAACUAGGGUUAUGAACAUGAAGGUGGUGGCAGGUGAGAAACCACCCUAUAAUGGGGCUUUGGAUUGUGCACUCAAGACUAUUAGGGCUGAAGGGCCCAUGGCCCUUUACAAGGGUUUCAUUCCCACUAUUUCGAGACAGGGACCUUUUACUGUUGUCCUCUUUGUGACCCUUGAACAAGUCAGGAAGCUGCUUAAGGAAUUUUGAUCCACAUUCACUAUUCAUUCAUUUGAUUUGAUUAGAUUAUGACGAAGAUGAUAAUUAAUAAAUAGUUGUAGUCCUAAUAGCUUGGAGUUUUUUUUUUUUGGGAUUUUUUAGUUAUUUUGUUCUUGAGAUUUUAGUGUUUUUGAGAAUAUUAUACAGUGAAUAUACCAUCCUCAAAUUUUGGGAAGAGCACCUUUUUGAGA
This is a messenger RNA of Gastrolobium bilobum, 1515 nucleotides long. RefSeq names its product mitochondrial uncoupling protein 5-like. The transcript has a single exon. Gene Ontology annotation, molecular function: sulfate transmembrane transporter activity; succinate transmembrane transporter activity; malate transmembrane transporter activity. Bases 356 to 1315 code for a protein of 319 amino acids. Gene Ontology annotation, cellular component: mitochondrial membrane. NCBI's taxonomy places the organism in Eukaryota, Viridiplantae, Streptophyta, Magnoliopsida, Fabales, Fabaceae. Gene Ontology annotation, biological process: succinate transmembrane transport; thiosulfate transport; oxaloacetate transport. The record is from RefSeq and is a predicted model, not a curated record.